This is a messenger RNA of Pseudomassariella vexata, 3048 nucleotides long. RefSeq names its product zinc finger transcription factor 1. The transcript has 2 exons. Bases 1 to 3048 code for a protein of 1015 amino acids. NCBI's taxonomy places the organism in Eukaryota, Fungi, Ascomycota, Sordariomycetes, Amphisphaeriales, Pseudomassariaceae. Gene Ontology annotation, cellular component: nucleus. The record is from RefSeq and is a predicted model, not a curated record. Gene Ontology annotation, molecular function: zinc ion binding; DNA binding; DNA-binding transcription factor activity, RNA polymerase II-specific. Gene Ontology annotation, biological process: DNA-templated transcription; regulation of DNA-templated transcription.
AUGUUCGCCGCUUCGGGACGAGGGUCCAUUUCAUCCAUGGGUGACCGUAAGGACUCGGUAGCGUCUUGCGCACACAGCGCCAGCAUCACCGUGGCUGGGCAUGCCCAAGAACCGCGUAGUGUCGACGGAUCUGACGACGACAGCCAAGACGACGCUCACGCUGCUGGCAACUCUUUGGAGGACAACAUGGAAGACGAAUUCGGACUAUCGACGAAUGGCCCCAGCGAUGGAAUGGAUCUCGGGGGCAAAUUCAAGGAGAACAAGUCGGAUACGGCCCCCGCGUGGAGCGAACUCAAGACCAAGGCAGGGAAGGAACGAAAGCGACUGCCUCUGGCCUGCAUCGCCUGUCGGAGGAAGAAAAUUCGAUGCUCGGGGGAGAAACCAGCAUGCAAACACUGCCUGCGGUCACGUAUCCCUUGCGUGUACAAGGUUACGACACGGAAAGCGGCUCCACGGACAGAUUACAUGGCCAUGUUGGACAAACGACUGAAGCGGAUGGAGGACCGCAUUAUCAAAAUCGUGCCAAAGUCGGAGCGGGACGCAUCGGCAGCGCAUGUCAUACGAGCUGUGGUGAAGCCGGCGAUUCCAGGGUCGGCUCCUGCUGGCAAGCAAGCGGCGAAGAAACGCGCGGCCGAGGAAGCUUUCGGGGCCGACUUGGACAACUGGGCGAGGACAUCCUCGAGAACCAAAUUCGACGAUGCGAGUAAGCCAUCGACGCUGCAGGUCCAAGAGCGUGAGGAUGGCAAACUUCUCUCCGACGGCAGGGAGGCCAUGCCAUCUAUGGAGAUUCGUGAACACCUGGCCGAGGUUUUCUUCGAAAACAUUUACGGCCAAGCUUACCACUUACUUCACAAACCAAGCUACAUGAGGAAACUGAAAGCUGAUACGUUACCUCCUGUGCUGGUCCUGUCUGUCUGUGCUAUCUCCGCACGGUUUUCGACACACCCCAUGUUUCCGAAUAAUCCGAACUCCUUCUUGCGUGGAGAGGAGUGGGCCGUACAUGCCCGCGACAUCGUUAUGAGGCGAUACGAAUGGCCCAACAUAACGAUCCUGACAUGCUUUCUCCUUCUUGGACUGCAUGAAUUCGGGACUUGCCACGGAGGAAGAAGUUGGUCGCUGGGAGGUCAAGGUAUCAGAAUGGCGUUCGCCUUGCAGUUGCACAAAGAUCUAGAAUAUGACCCAAUGAGGCCCAAGUCAAGCGCACGACUAAGUUUCAUCGACCGGGAGAUUCGCCGGAGGACCAUGUGGGCCUGUUUCCUGAUGGACCGGUUCAACUCUUCGGGGGUCGACCGACCCAUGUUUAUAAAGGAGGACGCACUCAAGAUCCAACUACCGAUCAAGGAGAAGCUAUUCCAGCUCGACAUGCCCGGCCCAACCGAGGACCUCAACGGCGACGUACCUCACCCCGUACCCGACGACGAGGGCCAGCUGUCCAGUGCGAAGGAUAACAUGGGAGUUGCGGCUUACAUGAUCAAAGCGAUCGCAUUGUGGGGCAGGAUCAUCAGCUUCCUGAACCAGGGCGGGAAGGAAGAAGACUCGCACUCCAUGUGGCAACCCGAGUCACAGUACUAUAAACUACUCAAGCAAGCCGAGGACUUUGCCGAAGGACUUCCUGACGGGCUGAAGUACACAGCUGAGAACCUGCACCUGCACGACACGGAGGGGAUGGCGAACCAGUUCCUCUUCCUUCACAUAUCCGUUGAACAAAAUGUGCUGUUCAUGAACCGGUUUGCCGGCAUUUCCCCUCCUGCCGGUGUUACCUCAACUGAUGUCCCGAAAGCGUUCAUCACCGAAGCCGGGCAAAAGUCGUUCGACGCGGCCAACAGGAUAUCCCAGUUGCUCAAAGAUGCGGAAGCCCACUCCAUCGCCGCCCCGUUUGUCGGAUACUGCGCUUUUCUGUCGAGUACGGUGCACAUAUUCGGCAUUUUCUCGGGCAACGAACAAGUGCAGUCGACGUCGAAGAAGAACCUGGCGAUCAAUGUGAAGUUCCUAUCCAAGAUGAAGCGACACUGGGGCAUGUUUCACUUCAUGUCGGAAAAUUUGCGUGAGCAAUACCGGGCUUGCGCCGACGCAGCGAAACAAGGAACGCCGGCUAGCGAAAACACGACGGCCUCGCCGAUAUUUCAAUACGGAGACUGGUUCGAUCGAUAUCCCCACGGCGUCUCGCAAAACGACUUUUUGGACCCGGCGUCGUUCAAGAAAAAGGAAACGGGCGAUGAUGGCGUGCUCGAACAGAAGCCCGAGGCUUACACUGUGGAAGAAUUCUUCACACAGCUUUCGCCACCGCAGAGCGCAGAGGGACGCGAAUCGGGUCCGAACCGACCACCGAUGCCCAAACGCAAGUCUGUGGCGAGGAAGGGGGGGGGCAUGCCUGCGCGGGGCGACAGCCAGCACCUGGAGCCCCUGAUGACGGAUCUCAAUGCGAAUGCUCUCCCCGAGCACAUCCAACAGCGCCUCCAACAGCAGCGCAACUAUGCGUCCCGCCUAGGCGGCCAAACAAGUGGGCCGGCAUCCUUUCAACCCUCGUUGUCGCGAGUCCCCCACUCACAGAACACAGGAGCGGCCUCGAGCGCAUACCACACGCUUUCGCCCAUCAGCCCCGUGACCCACGGCGGCCAUGCUCAAUAUGCCGCACACCACGGCCAGCCGGCCUAUUACAAUCCCGACUUACUCUCCCUCGGCCUGCAGAACAAUGCGGCCGGCCUGUUGCCACAGCUCGAUCGUCAGCUCAUCUUUGGCGCAUACGGCGGCAUGGACCCGACCAGCAUCAGCGGUCCCGAGGCCAUCAUGGAUUGGGAUGCUCUGGCUGGGAACACGGCCGGCGGCGCGAAUUCAGGAGACGGUGGCCCUGGGCCCGAAAGCGUCCAUCAUGGUGGCUUCUCGGCGCAGCCCAGCUCCGCCUGGUUUUUACCUUUCAAUAUGGAACCGCCUGAGCUUGACCAUGAUGUCAGCGGUCUGGAUUUUGCCGGAGGCAUCUUCAGUCCCGGAGCUAUGGCGGCGCCGCGGCCGGGGAUGCUCAGGAGAGGGUCUCACAUGCAUAAUCGCUGA